AUGGCUCAGACCCUGCACAUAGAGAUUCCCAACUUUGGGAACACCGUGCUGGGCUGCCUGAACGAGCAGCGCCUGCUGGGGCUGUACUGCGAUGUCUCCAUCGUGGUGAAGGGCCAGGCCUUCAAGGCACACCGUGCCGUGCUGGCUGCCAGCAGCCUCUACUUCCGAGACCUGUUCAACAGCAGCAAAAGCUCCGUGGUGGAGCUGCCGGCCGCCGUCCAGCCUCAAUCCUUCCAACAGAUCCUCAGCUUCUGUUACACCGGGCGCCUCAGCAUGAACGUGGGCGACCAGUUCCUGCUGAUGUACACGGCCGGGUUCCUGCAGAUCCAGGAGAUCAUGGAGAAAGGCACCGAGUUCUUCCUGAAGGUCAGCUCUCCCAGCUGCGACUCUCAGGGGCUGCACGGGGAGGAAGCUCCGUCCUCGGAGCCUCAGAGCCCGGUGGCUCAGACCUCCAGCUGGUCCUCCGGAGGGGGGGGGGCUGCGGCGGCGGCUGCGUUACCGUUGGUAUCGAGGGUGAAAACGGAGCAAGGGGAACCCGACGGGGUGCAGUGCACCAUCGUGGUCAAGCGGCUUUGGGACGGUGGCAACAAAGAUGGAGGCAACGGCAGCAGGAAGAUGGCCAAGUUCUCCACCCCAAAAAGCGGCCGGCAACAAACACAAGGAGGAGCCAUGACGGCCAACAACGCGGACCAGACCAGCCCGGGGGGCACGUCCAGCGCCUACACCAGCGACAGCCCCGGCUCCUUCCAUAACGAGGAGGAUGAGGAGGAGGACGGUGGGGAGGAAGGUUCGGACGAGCAGUACCGGCAGAUCUGCAACAUGUACGCCAUGUACAGCAUGAUGAACGUGGGGCCCGCAGGUGAGCCCCAACCACGUGGAACGAGGGGGCGGGGUCACGGGUAGACACGCCCACAAAGGGGGCGUGGUCAAAGAGAAACG
Molecule: messenger RNA, 939 nt
Organism: Coturnix japonica (Japanese quail)
Lineage: Eukaryota; Metazoa; Chordata; Aves; Galliformes; Phasianidae
Source: RefSeq, a predicted model, not a curated record